This is a messenger RNA of Talaromyces stipitatus ATCC 10500, 1515 nucleotides long. RefSeq names its product C6 transcription factor, putative. NCBI's taxonomy places the organism in Eukaryota, Fungi, Ascomycota, Eurotiomycetes, Eurotiales, Trichocomaceae. The transcript has 2 exons. Gene Ontology annotation, molecular function: DNA-binding transcription factor activity, RNA polymerase II-specific; zinc ion binding. The record is from RefSeq and is a predicted model, not a curated record. The coding region runs from base 1 to 1515 and encodes 504 amino acids. Gene Ontology annotation, biological process: regulation of DNA-templated transcription.
AUGGCUCGACACGGUCGACUAUCCAAGGGUUGCCAGACAUGUAGGAAACGCAAAAUCAAGUGCGAUCAAGAAUUACCAACUUGUGGGCAGUGCAAAAAGUCAGGAUGGGCAUGUCCUCGGUAUGCUGAUGUGGUGGAACGCAUGUUUCAGCAUCAUUGCAAAAGCCACGACAACAAGCAAUCUAAGAAAGGCAAUUCGUCUACUGAUUUAGUGCUGGUGGAGAACCCAAAAGCAUCGCCAUUUUCUGUGUCGCAAAUGGUAGACAACCUGGCGAUGCAAUUCUUUUUUGCAGAGCAUGUAUUCCGUGAAUCUGGUGUUGCUCGCGGCCAUUUCGAAUUCCUACCUGUAUACACCUCGGAUUCUGAUGCUAACAAGACUCUUUCUGCGAGUUUGAAAGCAGCUACAUUGGCGGCCUAUGCUCAUAAAUUUCGAUAUCCAAUACUGGUGCGGAAAUCCAGAAUCUACUACGACCUUGCUCUGAAGAGUCUACAAGUCGACUUGCUAUCUCCCGCAGUGGCAACAAAGAGCAGUACAAUAGUAACGAUGAUGUUGCUAGGUACAUUCGAGACGCUCAAUUGCGAGAACAUCAAUAUGCUCUCCAGCACAGACGCGCAUAUGAGUGGAGCAAUGAAAUGCAUAUCAUUGCAAGUUGGUCAGAUACUCAAGUCACACCAUGGGAUACAAUUGUUUCUGCAGACAUCAUGGUGCCGCCUUGUGACAUGUAUACUCCGCUCCAGCCCAGUGCCCGAAGAAUUCAUUCAGACACGAAGGCAUGCCGCUAAAUUCUUGGCAACUGAUGACCCUGCUUGGAAGCUUUCAGAGAUUAUGGAAAAAGUGGCCAAAUUUCGCGCAGAAGUCAAACUGGGCACCGUCUGUAAGACCAUCGACAUCGUCGGUGUUGCUUUAGGAUUGGAUCAGGAGUUAUCAGUGCUUGCAGAGAACAUGCCAUUUGAAUGGAGAUUCCAGCGGAUACCAGCAGAGCAAGAUCCCGGUCGUGUCUUUGAUUCAUAUUAUCAUGUCUAUUCGGAUCUGUGGAUUUCUUGCAUCUGGAACUUUAUUCGCACUUCCAGAUUAGUCCUCCUUAAAGAAAUACGCCGUCAACAUUGUCCGGCUCCGGAUGUGGUAAUACCGGUCUUCUCCACAUUCAAUUGUGAAUCAAACUACGGACAACUGCACGUAAUAAUGGAGUCCUUGGCUUCUGAAAUCUGUGCGACUAUUCCUCAAUUCUGUGAUGACUUAAAAGGUCGUUAUAUUGAGGUAGCUACAACCAAAACGGAUGUCCCAACAACUGCGAGUGUCUACCACCUAUUCUGGCCACUGCUAAAUGCGGCGCAGACUACAUCAUUAGAUAACCGACGGGAUUGGAUCAUAAACCGUUGUCGUGAUAUAGGGCACACCACUGGGAUUCAACAGUGCUUCGCUCUGGCAGACUUUCUGGAGACGCAGGAAGAUAUUGACUCGUGGGUUGAGCGGCAAGAUGAAGAACACCUCUCAUCAUUGAAUAUUUCCGGAUGA